Tripterygium wilfordii is the source of this 1730-nucleotide messenger RNA. Its product is annotated as cytosolic sulfotransferase 12-like. NCBI's taxonomy places the organism in Eukaryota, Viridiplantae, Streptophyta, Magnoliopsida, Celastrales, Celastraceae. Gene Ontology annotation, cellular component: cytoplasm. The transcript is spliced from 2 exons. Gene Ontology annotation, biological process: sulfation. Gene Ontology annotation, molecular function: sulfotransferase activity. The record is from RefSeq and is a predicted model, not a curated record. The coding region runs from base 629 to 1654 and encodes 341 amino acids.
GGCGAUGCCGAUGUCGAGAGCAUGAACGGCCUUUAGAUGGAAAAGAAGCCCAUGAACAAUUGGACAAUGGACACAGCCAUAUCUUAAAUGGGCCUGGUGGUCCUGAUCUAUCAUAUGUGGGCCUGCACUUGUCCGUUCUGAGCAAGGCAAGUGAUGUUUGAGUAGGGCCCAUCGAGGGUGGAAUUUUGCUCCGUUUAGUCUCCACACCUCGUGCAGUCACAGUGAUCUCCACAGCCACCGCGACGCCGCUCCACACUGUACAGGGUACAAUGAGGGAGUGAGAGAAGUGUGUGUGGGGAUGGUAACAGCUGGUGAUGCUAGAUUCGAUUUGAGGUGGCUUUUUCUUUCUGCAGAAUCUAAGCAACGAUCUUUUCCUUGCUCAGACAUGACCAUGCCUAUAAAAGAUUCGUGGCAAUGACACUGACCCCCAUGGCCUUUGGGCCUUCAAUUCAAAUGUAGUACCUUAUGUCCUCCUCUGUCAUUGAGCUGCACUCGGUUCGAGUGGACGGCGCUACCAGUUUUUAAGGAGUUAAUUUUGGCGGUGCAGGCUAGGCUGCUAGCUAGCUAGCUAGUUGGAGUUUAUCACGACAGACAUAUAUGUAAACAAAACUUAAAACACAUCCAUCCCAUGACAACCCCUGAAACUCCACCAUUAUACUUGAGAGAUGGACACGAUGAUCACUCUCAAGAAUGCAAAGACGUAAUAUCUUCCCUUCCCAAAGAACCAGGCUGGGUCUCAACUUCCCUUCCCAAAGAACCAGGUUGGGUCUCAACAUUUCUCCACCAAUACCAAGGCUUUUGGUAUACAACUUGGCUGCUGCCAGGAGUCAUAGAUUGCCAAAACCACUUCCAAGCCCAAGAUUCUGACAUCCUCCUUGUCACCACUCCCAAAUCAGGCACAACCUGGUUAAAGGCAAUUCUGUUUACCUUGUUAAACCGGUUUAGCUUUCCACCUGCAGCCAAACUCCACCCUUUGUUAACUCAAAGCCCUCAUGACCUAGUCCCUUUCUUGGAGAUUAAAGUGUACAAUGGCAAACAAGUGCCUGACCUCUCUUGUUUAACACCUCCAAGGCUGUUUGCAACCCACUUGCCAUAUGUUUCCUUGCCAGAAUCAGUGAAGAAAUCCAAAUGCAAGAUUGUGUAUCUGUGCAGGAACCCAAAGGACACUUUUGUGUCACUAUGGCACUUCACUAAUAGGCUUAGGCUUAAGGAGAGUGGUGUCAAUGGUCUUGAAGAGGCUUUUGGUAAGUUUUGUAAGGGAAUUAGUUUGAAUGGACCGUUUUGGGAACAUGUAUUGGGGUAUUGGAAGGAAAGCCUGGACAUGCCUGAGAGGGUGUUGUUUUUGAAGUUUGAGGAAAUGAAAGAGGAGCCAAUUAUGAAUUUGAGAAGGCUAGCAGAGUUCAUUGGGUGCUCAUUUUCAGAAGAGGAAAAGGGUGGGGGUAUGUUGCUUGAUAUUCUGAAGCUGUGUAGCUUUGAUAAUUUGAGCAAUUUGGAGGUGAAUGUGACCGGGAAGUUGUCGUCCGGGGAAGAGAAUAAGGUGUUCUUCCGGAAAGGGGAGGUUGGAGAUUUUGGGAAGUAUUUGACUGCAGAGAUGAUUGAAGAAAUGGAUGGAAUUACUGAGCACAAAUUGCAUGGUACUGGCUUGAAGCUUUAGUGUCAUUUUCUUUUAAUGUUAUGCAAGUGUCAACUGAUUUUUCCUUUGCUGUCACAUUCUAUGUUGAUGGCUUAAA